Venturia canescens is the source of this 4517-nucleotide messenger RNA. RefSeq names its product Rabphilin (gene Rph). Lineage: Eukaryota; Metazoa; Arthropoda; Insecta; Hymenoptera; Ichneumonidae. The coding region runs from base 636 to 3116 and encodes 826 amino acids. The transcript is spliced from 10 exons. The record is from RefSeq and is a predicted model, not a curated record. Gene Ontology annotation, molecular function: small GTPase binding. Gene Ontology annotation, biological process: intracellular protein transport.
CAUAGUCGAGACAGAGCUUUUGCUACGUGUGCGCUGCUUAGCGUAGUCUCUUCGUCCCGAACUAUAGUAGCGGCCACCUGUCGAUCGGACAGCAGCAGUAGUCUAGACACCACCGGUAUAGACGGCCACAGUGAAGCUUAGAAACCGCGUAGGAAAAGCUGUUAGCACAGUGUAGUUUUGUCCCUUUCUUACAGUGAUUGAAUGAAUUCGUCAAAUUGUAAAUAAAACUUGAAUUCCUAACCCUAAAUAUAAACGAAACAACGGUAUGUCAGCCCUAAGAAUUGGCCGAUAGCACGAAAAAAUGAGCCGUUAAGAAAAUUUACAUUUCUCAACGCACGAUCUGUGAUUCAUUAGAAACAACUGCAACGACAGUUUUUAUUUAUAAUCGUACACAUAUAAAACGUUCGAUCGAGCUUCUGUAAAUCUGUAAAAAGUAUUUCGUCGAAGAAUAUGAAGAAAGGAGAGAGAAGCAACAGCCGAAAAUCGACCAGUCUAACAUGGACGAAAGGCUGAUGCUCAGGGACCCUUAAUCGCCGCGUGAACCUUCACCCCCCCGCUGAUUUGCGCCGAACACUUAUUCGUUUCGUCUCCGUUAUUAUUCCACUCGACUCUUCUUUCGAACAACUUUUUCAACGAUGGACACAACGCACGGCACUUCAGGAAGCAAGGGUGCCAGGUGGGUCUGCCCAAACGAUCGACAACUCGCCCUCAGAGCCAAAUUGCGAACGGGCUGGUCAGUGAAGAGCGGAUCUUUCGACUCCAGAUUCACCGAUUACACGUACUCGGCAUCAUGCCCGGGGAACUUGAAUUCCACGUCGUCUUCCUCGACGUCGUUUGCUCUGACGGACGCCGAAAGAGCCUCAAUUAUUCAGGUGAUACAAAGAGCAGAAGCUCUGGACGUCUCGGAACAAGAACGAGUUGGGAAACUGGUGGAACGACUAGAAAACAUGAAGAGAAACGUUAGCACUGUAACAACGACGAGAUCAAGCGGCCGAAGUUGCGGAAGUCGAUGUUCCGGCAGCAACGGAUGUGUUUGUUCUUGCGCUCUCUGCGGUGAGAAGUUUGCUGUACUUGGGGCCGGACCCAGUCUCUGCCGAGAUUGUCGGAAGUACAUAUGUCAAAAGUGCGGCAUAGAAACGACGCCUUCGUAUCUCCUGACACCUGGAAGCUCGGCUACUUCAACGAGCACCGGAGCCACGACGCCCCAACAUCAGCACAAUGUCUCACAACAUUUGCGAAUAAAAUCACCCAGCUCGAACAACAAGUGGUUUCUGUGCAGAAUAUGCGCUGAAACACGAGAAAUGUGGAAAAAGAGCGGAGCCUGGUUCUUCAAGGGCCUUCCCAAGUACGUUCUACCGGAAAAGAAAGAGCGGGGUCGUUCGAGAGCAGGAUCAAGAGCAUCGGGAUGGACUUUGACGGGUGGUACGAAGUCGUUAGAGCCACCGGAACAAGAUUCGUCUUCGGACGACGAAGCAACGCGUCGUAUGACGCGAACGAGGUCCCUGUUGUCAGCAAAUUGCGAAGUGGAAGUUUUCCCGAGCGAAGGAGCAACGACACCAGUCGGUCAAAGUACAGAAAUGCGUCCGCCGCAAUUGGGAGUGAGGAGUAAUUCAUCGACGAGCGAACACGAGCGUCGUCCGAGUAGCGAAAAUCCACCGGAAGCUGCGGACAACGCUGUUUCACAGACGGCCAAUCGAAGAGUCUCCUCGUCAACGUCCACCAGCACAAUACGAUCGAAAAGCGGUUCGAGCGCGAACAAUGGUCAACGAAACAAUAGCCGUCGUCCGAAUGCCGACGAACAACGUGAUAGUAAUGAACGCACGAGUGAAUUUAGCACGAGCGUCACGCAGGUACAUCUUGCCAGCGGGAACAACGCGAGCACCAACAACAGCAGCGCUACCAGCAGCACCCGAAUCAGGGACAGCCCGAACGCGCUCCUGUCGCCCGCAGGAUCCCCGAACACGAGCAGCGAGUCGAGCUUCGCACUGGCGAAUCAACACCCUCAUCACGACAAAAAUCGGCACAGUCAUCGGGACACGAAGAUCGCCAAUCUCAACCAUCUCGAACAGUUGCCAAGGAUCGACCAAAUGGCAAUGGCAGAAACGGCGGGGUAUGGAACUCUGGAGAUCUCGUUGCGAUACGAGCCAGUGGCUCAGUGCCUCCAGUGCAAAAUAUUACGAGCAAGAGGCCUACGAGCCAUGGACAUUCAUGGUCUCGCGGAUCCGUUCUGCAAACUCAACAUUCUGCCGAGAACUUUGAGCACGACGACAAAACUUCUAAGAACGAAAACGGUCCACAAGACGCGAGAUCCCGAGUUCAACGAGCAGCUCAACUUUUACGGAAUCACGGAGAGCGACAUGAAGAGUGGCAGAGCUCUGCACGUUCUAAUCCAGCAGGACGAUCGAGUGGCACGGGACUUUCUAGGAGAAGCCAAAUUUCCAUUAUACGAAGUACCGCCUUAUCAAACGAGAUAUUACAACGUCUUCCUGGAGGACCAUUACCCGGUGUCUCAGGAAGAGAAAAUAUGGGGCGAGGACAGUACCAAUGGCAGAGGUCAAAUUCAGCUGACACUGAGUUACAGCACCCGUCGGCGCGUUUUACUGGUCACGGUGGAGCGCGCAAUCAACCUCCUGUCCAUGGACAGCAACGGAUUUUCUGACCCGUUCGUCAAGCUAUGCUUGACCAAAGAACAACAGAAGGAGGACGCGAGCUCGGGUGUAGUUCUUCAUCAUCCUCAUCAUCAUCGACACAGCUCGUUCGGCCAGUCAACGAUCGUGAAUACCGUGGCAAAGAAAGCUUCCAAAAAGCUCGCAAUGUCACCUCGCAACAGCCACAGCAACGUACACAGCACGAGCGUCAAAUGGAAAACUCUGAAUCCCGAGUGGAACGAAGAGUUCGCUUUCGAGAUUCGGCUAACGGAUCUGACCGGUCUCGCUCUUGUGAUGUCGGUUUGGGACAAGGACUUCGGCAAGAGCAACGAUUAUCUAGGCGGUCUCACGCUGAGCUGCAGCAGCAAAGGGGCACGUCUUCGUCAUUGGAUAGAUACGAUUAAGUUCCCCGAUCACAAUCAUCAAGCGGUGCAUAAUUUGAUCGAGGAACAAAUACCGAUUGAUUGAGGUCGGAAGAGUUUAUCGAGAUUAUACAUACAGCGCGGUGCUAAAUCGUCAGAAUCACGGAUGAGGAUUGAAAAACUGACGAAUUAACGGUGAAUUACUGAUGUGAGCAUAUCCAAUUAGAAUAGAUUAUCUCAACAUCAUACGAAUAGGAUUCGACGAAGGAUUAAUCGAUAACAAUAACGAGAUUUUUCGGGAUUUCAAGAUCCAUGAGAUUCGUAGCGAGAUUAGAAUACACUUUCGGUUAUUCCGAAUUUUCUUUCGUAGAAUAGCCGACAACCGUAAUAAUAGUGCAGAACAUUUAUUCAGCUAAAUAAUUGAACACGUAUGGUUGUACCUUAAAUCAAGGAAUGUGGUCAAAUUUGGUAAAGAAACUCUCGGUUGUUACACACUAUGUACUACGUACAAGACACGCACAUCGUUGAAUUAAUAUCUAGUCAUAGGAAGAUCGGAAAAUAUGUAACGUAAAACGGAAUUUAUCUUUCGAAUGUUAUACACUCGUAAGCUUGCGAUUUUCUCGUCAAAGAAAUAUUUCAAAAAGUGGCACUUCUGCAAGCUGUAUACUCUGAUUUGAAAGUUUUCUGAAUAAUUUUUAAUAUAUGAGCCUUGUUCGAAAGUUAAAUUGUCAUUUUUGGAAUUAGAAAAAAAAAUAUAUUUUUUUGAAUUCAGAGCUGUGGACUCAUAUGCGAUUGAAAUUUCAACUUUUUCAGUCAAUACGAGCUGAAUGUAAUAAGAUUGUGCUUACGUAGAGAUAGAUAGCGAACGCGAUAGUUUUUCAGUCUAUUUUGGAAAAGUUAAUACUUCGCUCGAAGAUAAAACUGUCUAACAAAUACGAGUUGUGAAAUGAAACUGUACUAACUAUUUCAUCGAUGAGAAGAGAAACAUAAUUCAUUCAAGAUCUCAGGUUAUUUAGAGAGAAAAAAUAUCAGAAACCUUUACAUUUAAUUAUCAUGUAUUUUGUAUCUCAAAACCAAAUCGACUUAAGCUUUUUUUUAAAAGGACAACAAAACAAUAGAGUAGUCGAAGCAAGCGAAUUUUGGAAUUUCUGUGUCAAAAAGUCACUUCGAUUCGUGAAGAAUCAAGAGUUAAUCGAUCGAUUAAUAUUUUAUCUAUUAUUAAUUCCAAAUACUUACGAAAGUGAUGAAAACUUUAACAGGAAAAAAACGCCCAAUCCAGUGAGCAUUUCGGUGCGAUUAUAAAUAUAAUAUCAGUCUCGUCAUUGCGGACAAUCAUGAAGCUUCAUUGAAAAGCAUCAAAAUUUUUCUCACACUUGAAAAUACGAGAAGUGUAUAGGUUUAAACGCAUUGACUAUAUACUAGAAGAAAACACUUGAUCAGUAUGAAAUAGUUCUUAACGCUUAAUGUGACAUCGGGACAAACGAAAAUAUAUUCUUAAAUAACUUCA